AUGCUUCUGGCGUCGCGCUCCUCCUGCAUCUGCGGCGUUUUUUGGGUCUCCCAUUUCCUGGUCUGAGUCGGUAAAGAAGAUAGUGUGCUGCUAUCCAGUUGUGAUAGCUGAUCUCGUUUUACCAGUCUUCAAGACUUUUAUCGGAGUUAAAGUGUUAAGUUGUGACAAUGACAACUGAGGUUGGCUCAGAGACUGAAGUAAAGAAAGAUUCUGAGCAGGUGGGAGCAGACAAAGCCAAGGACAAGCCUGAAGAAGCAUCAGAUACUCCAGAAAAUCAAAAGUUCAGAAAAGCAUCCUCCGAAGAAGCUGUAGAUUCUUCCUCUGUCCCAGUGCCAACUAGCCAAAGCAGCCCAAGUAUUCAGAAGAAGGAAAAGGAUUUUUCUGAAAGCAAGGGUAUUUCUCGUUUCCUGCCCCCAUGGCUUAAGAAGCAGAAAUCCUACACCUUGGCAGAGCCCAAAGAUGAGGCCAAGAAAAAGGCUGUAGAGGAAAACCAAGCAAUUGAAGAAAGUGAAUGUCAGCUUCCAGAGGAGGUAGCUCAGCCAAAAAGGAGUUUAGAAGAAGCAGCAACUGAAAAUCAGCAUAAUGCUAAAGCUGAUGAGAAGGAGGAAAAGCACUCUGUUAGCAGUGCUGAAACACAGCCUGCCAAGGAAGAUGGUAAAGAAAUGGAAGUUGAAAAAGUUGCCGAGGAAAAGGAAGAAAAACAAGUAGAAAAAGAAAAAAGGGAGACCAAAGAGGUGCAGACAAGUGAAAGUAAAACAGAGAACAUUCCCCAGAAGUCUCCCAAGAAAAUUAAAACUGUGCAAUGUAAAGUGGUGCUUCUGGACGGUACAGAAUACGGCUGUGAUCUAGAGAAAAGAGCAAAAGGUCAAGUGCUGUUUGACAGAGUAUGUGAACAUCUUAAUUUACUGGAAAAAGACUAUUUUGGUCUGUUGUUUCAUGAGAAUUCAGAUCAGAAGAACUGGCUAGAUCCUUCAAAGGAAAUUAAAAGACAAAUUCGAAGUUUACCUUGGCAAUUCACCUUUAAUGUGAAGUUUUAUCCUCCUGAUCCUUCACAGCUGACCGAAGACAUCACCAGAUAUUUCUUGUGCCUGCAGCUUCGUCAGGAUAUUGCUUCCGGUCGACUGCCAUGUUCUUUUGUGACUCAUGCCCUCCUUGGUUCAUAUACUCUGCAGGCUGAAUUAGGUGACCAUGACACAGAGGAGCACCGCAGUGAUUAUAUCAGUGAAUUCCAAUUUGCACCCAAUCAAACUCAAGAAAUGGAAGAGAAAGUAGUUGAGCUACACAAAACACAUAGGGGCUUGACACCAGCACAGGCAGAUUCCCAGUUCCUAGAAAACGCCAAGAGACUCUCCAUGUAUGGAGUGGAUUUACAUCAUGCCAAGGAUUCUGAAGGUGUGGAUAUCAUGCUGGGUGUAUGUGCUAAUGGACUGCUCAUUUACAAAGAUAGACUCCGGAUCAACCGCUUUGCUUGGCCAAAAAUUCUGAAAAUUUCCUACAAGCGAAGUAAUUUUUACAUCAAAGUCAGGCCAGCAGAACUGGAACAGUUUGAGAGCACUAUUGGUUUCAAACUGCCAAACCAUCGGGCUGCUAAAAGGUUAUGGAAGGUUUGUGUGGAGCACCAUACUUUCUUCAGACUUAUAUCACCAGAACAGCCACCAAAAGCAAAGUUUCUAACCUUGGGUUCAAAGUUCCGCUACAGUGGACGUACACAAGCGCAGACGCGACAGGCUAGCAACCUCAUAGACAGACCAGCUCCGUACUUUGAGCGCACUUCAAGCAAACGUGUUUCCAGAAGCCUUGAUGGAGCUCCCAUAGGUAUCUCAGACCAAAGUCUGCUAAGAGACUUCCCUUCUGCCAGAGCGGGGCCUGCUGGAGAUAAAAUCAUUGACAUUGAAGGUGCUGGUCAGGCCAAGUUAAAAGAAGGCAGCAGAGAAGAAAAUGGAAGCCCUGUCAAGACUCCACAGUUAGAAUUGAUUCAGGAUGGAAAGAACAAUUCCUUGAGAGUAGACGGGGAAAAUAUUUAUGUCAGACAUAGCAAUUUAAUGUUGGAGGACCUGGAUAAGACCCAGGACGACUUACUGAAACACCAGGCUAGCAUUAGUGAGCUCAAGCGCAAUUUCAUGGAGUCCACACCUGAACCACGUCCAAAUGAGUGGGAAAAGCGGCGUAUCACACCUCUGUCCCUACAGACACACGGGAGCCUAGAAGAAGAAAUAACGUCAAUUUUGUGUAGUAAAGAGGGCUUUUCCUUCGCCGCAGCCGGCGUGCGGACAGCAGAGGGCGCUGCCGGGAAGGCCGAGGCCGCCGCCGCCGCGCCGCCGCCCCAGAGACAUGCUUCCAGAGCAGAAGGGCCUUGCACUGGAGUCAGCGAUGCUGAUAAGAGUUCACAUGAGACUCUGGACAUAGUGGAGGAGAAGAAGCAGGCAGAGGUUGGGAGAGAAGAAACAGUAGUCAUAGACGAAACCAACAAAGGGAACGUGCAAGUUGCCACUGAUGCUGGGGAAACAUGUAAGGUGGAGCACCUGUCAAAAAAAGACUCAUCAUCUUUGCCAUCAGAUAGUAGCAGCAGUAGUAGUGAGAGUGAGGAUGAAGAGGUGGGAGAAUACCAGCCACAUCAUAGGGCAAUUGAGGAGGUCAUCAGGGAAGAACAAGAAGAAGAAGAAGAUACAAGCAGAAAAAAAGAGCAUGAAGAAAAGAUAACGCAGCAAGUAGAAGCAACAUCAGAAGGCAGUAAACUAAAUGUACCGGUUGAGCGCAAACAAGUUACAGCUGCAGCUUUGGUCCAGGAAAAUGCAGUUACAAUAGCUACAGAAGAGAAGAAUUUCUCAGAUGAGAUGAAGCAAAACUUAGGUGAAGAAAAAGAGGAAGAGCAGCUCAGACUGAAUGGAGAUGUGUCUCAUGUUGACAUUGAUGUUGCACCACAAAUAAUUUGUUGUUCAGAGCCUCCAGUAGUGAAAACGGAGAUGGUAACCAUUUCAGAUGCUGCACAGAGAACUGAAAUCUCCACUAAGGAAGUUCCAAUUGUUCAAACAGAAACUAAAACCAUCACGUAUGAAUCUCCACAGUUUGAUGCCAAUACAGGUGGUGAUGCUGGUGUGCUGCUGAGUGCACAGACAAUUACAUCAGAAUCAAUUUCUACCACCACAACUACACACAUCACAAAGAUGGUAAAAGGUGGAGUAUCAGAAACAAGAAUUGAGAAGCGCAUUGUCAUUACUGGAGAUGCAGAUAUUGACCAUGAUGAGGCCCUGGCACAGGCAAUCAAAGAAGCCAAAGAACAGCACCCUGACAUGUCUGUCACAAGAGUAGUGGUGCACAAAGAAACUGAACUUGCUGAGGAAGAUGAAGAGUAAAAUCAAAUGCCAUCAAGCAAGUGUUUUAGAAGUAAAAAUAAUAAUACUGACCAUGAUCAUGACCAUGAAGAACUGUGAUCAUUCCAAGCCAUCACUACUCUACCGAAUUCACCAAGCCUAGCAGUGAGGACCAGACAUUGAAGACCGAAAUGCCCAUACCAAACAGGAAUUUAGCAUCUUUGGUCUAUAUUCCCUUACAGUCUUUCUUGUUUAUUUUUUUAUAACCACUUCUUAACAAUCUUAGUUUUUUUUAUGAAGUUUUAGAAGAUUUCAUCUUUUUUGCACGGAUACUUGCCCUUUUUGAAGCUGAUUCUUGAUUAUAUGAAAGUGAACAAAAAAUAUAAUAUGGUAAGCAUUGCUCACUGGAGCAGGUGGUAAUUGUGCAGAAAAGAGGAUCUUAACUAAGUUAGAUAUAGUUUUUUUUCCAAGUAUUUCAAGAGAAAUCUCUUACUGGAGUAAUUUACAGAAUUUUUUUUUCGGAUUAUUCAGGUAAAUAUAUGGUAUCACAUAACAAAGCUUUUUUUAUAACAGUAAAACAUUUCCUAAAAUUUGACAAAAUAUAUUUCUUUGAAUAAAUUUUUUUUACUGAUAUAUCUGUAACUCCUUCUGUUCUAAGGAUCUCCUUCUCUCUGUGGGACAGAGGUAGUGUGGCAGUUUGCAGAGGAAAAGGAGUAGAGAAAAUUUUCUUCUGACUGAGCACUGUGUUUUAAAAAUCUUUUUGCACUUUGGUGCCGAUGCUCAACUUUGUAGACAUUUUGCAGACUGCAACAUUCCAGAUAAGGAAAGAAGGAAGAACGAAGCAUCUUCUCCUUCUUCCAACAAGAGAUCAUCUAGGCAGCUUAAAACCUUAGUGCUUUUUUUCUUACUGUGUCCAAACUUCAGCACUUCCAUUAUUUGAAUACAUGUAUAGAAUGCUCACUUUUCUAUUAAACCUCACUGUCUAUAUGUUAGAACUGACAUUUCUGUUAUUGAAAAGGUAUAUGUUUCAGAUACUUUGUCUAAUGAAUAAUGCAGGUUUUUUGUAUACUGAGGAAAUUUGAGUGAUGGAUUGCAUUCAUAAAGUGAUGAGACAGUAACAUGAUUUGAUACAGACUGCCAUUGAGAAAACCUGUUCAUGAUGUUGGAUUAUAUUUUUAUUUUGGGGGGUAUUUUUUCUUCUUUUUUUUUUUUUUUGCUGUUGACUCUGUGUAUAGUUAAAAUGCCAAAUUAGAUUUAUAGCUGCUUGAAGUUCUAUUAAGUGAUAUUUUGCUUUCUGUAAUUCUGUUAUAAAAUAAAGUUGUUUAUUCUCUA
Molecule: messenger RNA, 4643 nt
Organism: Struthio camelus australis
Lineage: Eukaryota; Metazoa; Chordata; Aves; Struthioniformes; Struthionidae
Gene: EPB41L2
Product: erythrocyte membrane protein band 4.1 like 2
Biological process (GO): cortical actin cytoskeleton organization
Cellular component (GO): plasma membrane; cytoskeleton
Molecular function (GO): structural molecule activity; actin binding
Source: RefSeq, a predicted model, not a curated record